Ailuropoda melanoleuca (giant panda) is the source of this 2226-nucleotide messenger RNA. It is a transcript of the gene WDR25, whose product is annotated as WD repeat domain 25. Gene Ontology annotation, molecular function: protein binding. The transcript is spliced from 7 exons. The record is from RefSeq and is a predicted model, not a curated record. Bases 349 to 1968 code for a protein of 539 amino acids. Lineage: Eukaryota; Metazoa; Chordata; Mammalia; Carnivora; Ursidae.
CCCGUGGGCGGGAGGGGGCCGGGAUCAGGCGGCGGCGGCGGCGGGGGCGGCUUGAGCCCUCCGCGCCCCUUAGUGCGGGCUUUUCACCGUCCCUCGCCCGUCCUUCAUCGCCGUUGCCUUCCGGACGCGCAGAGCUCUGGGCCCGCCCUAUCUCGAGCUCCUGACAGCUCGGCUAACUUCUAUUCAUCCUUCAAAACCCAUCCCUGGUCGUCUCUGUUGCCUUCCUCAGUCUGUGGCCUCCGGUGCAGGAUUCGUGUUUUGUGUUUAAUCUCUGUACACACCAGACCCAGCAUAAGGCUUGGCACAGAGUAGUUUGUCCUUGAAGGACAGCAAGAAACUGUGUCUUCAAUGGCUUCGUUGGUGGCUUAUGAUGACUCAGAGUCAGAGGCUGAGACUGAGCCCGUGGGAAGUUUUAAUGCUGCCAGCCAGACCAAAGACACCUCUGAUGUGCUCAAACCUCUUGGGCAGGAUUUUGCAUCUGAAGCUGCAGGUGUGACAGAAGGGGCAGCACUGCCCACAAAGCAUGGUUCUUGUGAAGACCCAGCUGGCCAUCGUCUCCCACUGGUUCGGCUCUGGAGAAGUGACCCUGGAUCUUGUCCCAGCCAGAGGCUACAGUGGCCCAGGACGGAGCCUGAUGUCACCUUCCCCACAGAUAAGCCUCCUCAACAUUCCCUGUGGACCAGUCACGUUCCAGCUGGCCAUGUUCCCCUGGCAGCUGCCCGCUUUAGGCAGGUUAAAGUCUCCUGGGGAACUUACCACUCCCCUGAACCAUCCUUCUGUGCCCAAACCAAAUCUGAAACCCCGGGUAAAAAUGUCAACUCUCUUCAGAGGAAAAGGUGUGAGGACUGUAUCGUGCCCUACACCCCAAAAAGACUACGACAGUCACAGGCAUUAAGCAUGGAAACUGGCAAGAGUAAAGAUGUGGAGGCCCAGGGUCCGUCUGUAGGGCGUGCCCCAGCCCCUCUCUGUGUGACUCCCAGAGUGUCCGAGUUUAUUCAGCCAUAUUUGGACAGUCAAUAUAAAGAAACCACGAUCCCCAGGAAAGUGCUCUUCCACCUGAGAAGCCACAGGGGCCCUGUCAACAGCAUUCAGUGGUGUCCGGUCUUUGCUAAGAGCCACAUGCUUCUCUCAGCUUCCAUGGAUAAAACCUUCAAGGUGUGGAACGCUGUGGACUCGGGCCGCUGCCUGCAGACCUACUCCCUGCACAGCGAGGCAGUGCGGGCUGCCCGGUGGUCUCCCUGUGGUCAGCGCAUCCUCAGUGGUGGCUUUGACUUCGCCCUACACCUAACAGACCUUGAAACAGGAACCCAGCUCUUCAGUGGUCAGAGUGACUUUAGGAUCACUACCUUGAAAUUUCAUCCGAAAGACCACAGCCUUUUUGUGUGUGGAGGCUUCCACCCCGAAGUCAAAGCUUGGGAUAUAAGGACCGGCAAGGUGGUGAGAAGUUACAAGGCGACCAUCCAGCAGACCUUGGACAUCCUCUUCCUCCAGGAAGGCUCUGAGUUUCUGAGCAGCACAGAUGCUUCGAGCCGGGACUCUGCUGACCGUACCAUUAUUGCCUGGGAUUUCCGGAGCUCUGCCAAAAUCUCCAACCAGAUAUUCCACGAGAGAUACACCUGCCCCAGCCUCACCUUGCACCCCCGGGAGCCCGUGUUCCUGGCGCAGACCAACGGCAACUACCUGGCUCUCUUCUCUGCUGUGUGGCCCUACCGGAUGAGCAGGAGACGGCGCUACGAAGGGCACAAGGUAGAAGGCUACUCGGUGGGCUGCGAGUGCUCCCCAGACGGUGACCUGCUGGUGACGGGCAGUGCCGACGGCCGAGUCCUGCUCUACAGCUUCCGCACUGCCAGCCGGGCGCGCACACUGCAGGGGCAUGCCCAGGCUUGUGUUGGCACCACCUUCCACCCUGUGCUGCCCUCUGUCCUCGCCACCUGCUCCUGGGAGGGCGACAUUAAGAUCUGGCACUGAGCCUCCUCGUGCAGAGCCUUCCGGAUGCCAGCCAGGCCCCAGGCUCCCAUUCUUCCUUGGGUGGGUGGGUGUGAGGAAGCACUGAGGUUGCCUCUGAUCAAAGCUGGGUAGAGGGUGCCUCCACCACCCUCUGAGCCUCAGUUUCCACAUCUGUAAAAUGGGGACAGAGAUCUGUUUGGCUCAGGGUUGUGAGGACCACAUUAGUGGAAGUGCCUGGCAGGUUGCUUGCGGUGCUUAAUAAACAUGAGUGUUUUGCUA